Anarrhichthys ocellatus (wolf-eel) is the source of this 3394-nucleotide messenger RNA. RefSeq names its product cadherin 26, tandem duplicate 1 (gene cdh26.1). The transcript has 19 exons. The record is from RefSeq and is a predicted model, not a curated record. The coding region runs from base 38 to 2521 and encodes 827 amino acids. Gene Ontology annotation, molecular function: calcium ion binding; cadherin binding; beta-catenin binding. Gene Ontology annotation, biological process: homophilic cell-cell adhesion; multicellular organism development; calcium-dependent cell-cell adhesion. Gene Ontology annotation, cellular component: plasma membrane; catenin complex; adherens junction. Lineage: Eukaryota; Metazoa; Chordata; Actinopteri; Perciformes; Anarhichadidae.
UCACUCCCACACAGGAUAUCAAGCAGAGUGGACCGAGAUGAGGACCAUUCCCCUGCUUCUGUUGGUUGCAUUAACAGCCCUGGCAGAGUCUCACCGCGGCCAACACAUCGGGCGUGCAAAGCGGGAGCUUUUGGUGCGUUCCAAAAGAAGAUGGGUUUUGUCUACAAUUGAAAUCGACGAAGAAGAUUCUGGGCCUUUCCCGAAGGAACUUUCGAAGAUGUAUAAUGACCAGACGCAUUUUUCGGGGGAAAAGUACAAAAUAAGUGGGAUGGGUGUGGAUAAGGAGCCUUUCGGAGUGUUCUCCAUCAACGAAGACACCGGAGUCGUCUAUGCCCACAAAUCUGUCGACAGAGAGGAACACGAAAUCUACCAUAUCCGGUUUGAUAUCUUAAGCAAACAGAAGGGCGAAAUAAUAGACAAAGAACUAUCUUUCAAUGUAGAAGUAAAUGACAUCAAUGACAACGCACCAAUGUUCGAACCUAACUUGCAAGCCGAUGUGGAGGAAAAUAUUGCAGAAGGGAGCCCUCUGUUGCCGCUGAAUGUCACGGACAGAGAUAAGAAGAAGACGCCCAACUCUGCAUUCACCAUCAGUAUGGUUUCACAGAACCCGCAAGAGCCCAAGAUUGAAUUGGUCGAGUUGUCUCCCAGCAUAGCCCAGCUCUCCUUUAAAGGAUGUUUUAACUAUGAUAAAGUAAAGAAGUAUGAAGUUAUUGUUCAAGCAAGAGAUCAUGGAACACCGCCCCUCUCCUCCACUGCCACUGUUACUCUCAACAUUAUUGACAGAAACACUCAUCUGCCGACGUUCAAGAAGGAGGAGUACAAAGGUGAGGUGAAGGAAGGAAUCACCAAGGACAAUGUUUUGAGAAUUGCGGUAGACGACAAAGACACUCCCAAAACUCCCGGUUGGCGUGCCAAAUACUUCUUCGUUAAAGGGAAUGAGGGAGGAAACUACAAACUUGAAACUGACCCCAUCACUAAUGAGGGUAUUCUGAGUGUCAUCAAGGACAAGGACUUUGAGAAGAUAACUUACACUGACCUGGUGGUCAGAGUGGAGAAUGAGGAGGCCUUGUUUGUUUGUGGCACAGACACACCUCCAACUCCAAAUACAGUCAAGAUCAAAAUGAAAGUGAUUGAUAUCAAUGACCCACCUCACUACGAGAAAAAUGUGUAUAAGUUGUACAGGAUAGAGGAGGAGGAGCCAGGAAAGGUGCUGUUGACUCCGAAGGUUUACGACGCCGACUCCAAUGUAACCCUUAUCAGGCAUGUGCUGUUAGAAGAAUCAGCUGGCUGGGUGAAAAUAGAUGAGAAAACAGGAAAACUCACAACAAUUAAGAAGAUGGACAGAGAGUCACCUUUUGUCAAUGACGAUAGCGCUUACAAAAUCGUCAUCGGAGCCAUAGAUGAUGGUGACCCUUCAGAAACAGGUACAAGCACUGUUCUGGUCUACCUACGGGAUAUCAAUGACAACAAACCACGCCUGCUCAACAAGGACAUGAUUUUGUGUGGAAACAAGGACAACAAGGUCAUGGUGCCUGCCACGGAUGCAGAUAUCAAUCCUUUCAGUGGGCCCUUCACUUUCUCCCUGGGUGGUGAUGACAAAGCUGUGACGGAGCGAUGGAAACUAGACCCUACCUUUGGUCAGGAAGCUGGGCUCGUUAGCCUGGGGACACUUCCUUUUGAUAAGUACUCAGUGCCACUGAUCAUUAAGGACCAGCAGAGCUCGAUUGGACUUCACACCGUGGAAGUGAUGGUGUGUGAGUGUGGAGAGGGAGAUGUUUGCCUCGGCAAAAAGCCGCCUUCAUCCAGCCUUGGGCCAGCGGGCAUUGGACUUCUCUUUUUGGGACUCCUCUUAUUGUUGCUGCUGCUCCUCAUCUUUAAGUGUCAGUGUGGAGGGAAGGAUUUCCAGAAAAUAGCCACGGUGCAGGAUGAGGGCAACCAGACCCUCAUCAAGUACAACCAAGAAGGAGGGGGGUCUGCAAGCAUGAGUGAGCCCGUUCUGCUCCUGACUCCUACAAACAGGCCAUCUGUGACAGAUGGCCUAAAAAUGGGCACCAUGCAGGAGACCAAGAUGGCUCCAGUAAUGACCCAGGACAGGUAUACGUACAACAGCCCAGCGCUCGGCAUGAUGAACUCUAACAUGAACUCGCAGGGCAUGCAGCACCAAAGAGACACGGUCAGAAGCCACAGUCAGAAGCAGGACAUAUACGCUACAUGGGCUUCAAACAAGAUGAACACCCAUCAGGGAGGCUCUUCGAGAUGCAACCACUCUGUAAGCCUGCGGUCAACUCAACACAUUUCAGACCAUAUCGAGAAGAGAAUGCAACAGAUUGAUGGAACCGAUGUAGGCCGGCCAGAGUACCAACCCUACGCGUAUGCCUACGAGGGACAGGGCAGCAGAUGCGAGUCGUUGGAUAAGCUGUCACUCAGCAACCUGGGGGAUGAUUUGAUGUUUCUGAAUGAUUUGGGGCCAAAGUUUAAGACCUUGGGAGGCAUCUGUCACCGGACAGUUCAAAAAAAAUAAAUACAGCUUUAAAGGCCACUGCUGGACUGAGAUUUUUUGACCAGGAAAGUUGCUCUUCGACUCAAGUUUUAGAUCGUGAUUAUGGACUGAUCUGACUAGAUCUUUGGAGAAAAGAUGCACCACAAUGGUUGGAUUCUGUACUCUGGCAUUUCGGACUUAAACAUCCCACAUAUUUAGAGUCAGAUGUUUGUAUAUUAGCAUCAACCCAUGAAACAAGGAUUAUGUGGUAGUCGCUGUGUUUUACCCGCUUGAAGAGGAGAUUAAUGCACUGAACAAACUGUCAUGCUUUGGUGAUUUUGAAAUGUUGGGCUUUAACAGAAAGAGGGUGUGUUUGCUUGUUUUUUUUACUUUGCUGCUUUAGGAAUGAUUGCGUGUCAGUGCUGUAGGUUGUGUCAUAGCACUAUUUUUUUUAAAAUAUUUUUAUGCUUUUAACUGUAUGUUUAUCUGUGGAAACUGGAAAGAGAACCCUUUUGUUAAUAAAGACCAGCAGAAAUCAGUUGGUAUGAGUCCUGUUAAUCAGUAAUUGGCCAGUGGUAUUGUUCCUAUAAACUGAGGUACCAUGUCUGUGGCCUGCUGAUACAGUGGUGCGGAGUUUAUACUGUGUAUCUUGCAACAAUACAUAGUCCAUUACUUGCUUUGUUUUCUUGUAUGCAUUUUUUGCAUCUGCUGUCUGAAACAUGCAUUCUUUGAAAUGCUGUAUUUGGGAGGAAAUUGGCCAUCACUAAAGGAUGUGCUAGUAGCAACCUUUUGGGGUGAAAUCUUUUUACUUUUUACUAUUAAAAUAACUAUAAUAAAAAUAUACAAAAAAACAUACUGUUUCAGUAGUUACAACCGAUGUUUGGAAGUAGUAAUCUAAUUAAACUAAUAGUUCAC